Messenger RNA from Zychaea mexicana, 162 nucleotides. RefSeq lists its product as uncharacterized. Lineage: Eukaryota; Fungi; Mucoromycota; Mucoromycetes; Mucorales; Lichtheimiaceae. The transcript has a single exon. Gene Ontology annotation, cellular component: Set1C/COMPASS complex. The annotation marks the transcript as partial. The record is from RefSeq and is a predicted model, not a curated record.
GACUACUCUGAUGAAAUACUGUAUUGUAUUUGUCGCAAGCCAUACGACAUUCCACGCUUUAUGAUUGCCUGCGACAGGUGUGACCAGUGGUUUCAUGGUGAAUGCAUCGGCAUCAGCGAAAAGGAAGGCGAGUUCAUUGACCUGUACUUUUGCGACGAGUGC